AUGGGGGAAGUUAAAACCUGCUCCAUACGCAUUUGCCAAGACGGGCAUGCAAAUGCUUUAGCACUCAACCGAGAGUGUACCCAAAUUGCCGUAGCAGGGAGAAGUUUGCUCAAGGUUUUUUCGAUUGAAAAUGAUGGAUUUACGGAGGUAUGUAAUAUGCGAGGUGGAAAGAACCAAAACCUCAGUUACUCAUCGAACGACGUGGCUUGGAGCUCGCUUGAUUCGAAUAUUCUUGCCACUGCAGCAACCAAUGGUGUGGUGUCCGUGUGGGACCUUUCCAAAUUUGGUCGUCAAAAGCAACUGCUAGUGUACAAUGAGCACGAGCGCACUGCACACUCCGUGGCUUUCCACGGUACGGAAUCUAAUCUCUUGAUAUCUGGCUCACAGGAUGGUACCAUCAAAUGUUUCGACCUAAGGACAGAUAAGGCUGCCAUAAAUACUUACUUUAGCAAUUCAGAGAGUGUACGAGACGUAAAGUUUAGCCCACAUGCGCCAAACACUUUUGCCGCAGUAUCUGAAAACGGAACUGUGCAACUGUGGGAUAUUCGUCGCAACGAUCGAUGCACAGCACAAUUCACGGCCCACAGUGGUCCGAUAUAUACGUGCGACUGGCAUCCGAAUCAGCCUUGGUUGGCUACAGGCAGCCGGGACAAGCAGAUCAAAGUAUGGAAUACAAAUCCAAAGUACUCCUCCUCACAUGAAGCGGCUAAAAACGUUUCGCUUGAGUAUACUAUACAUACAAUUGCGGUCGUCGGCAGAGUGCGUUGGCGUCCAGACAAGAUGUUUCACAUAGCAAGCUGUGCGCUGGUGGUAGACAACAGCAUCUACAUUUGGGAUUUGCGACGGCCAUACAUACCUUACGCUUCGUUUAACGAACAUUCGAAUGUUACCACUGGUAUAGCGUUCAAAGGAAACGACCGACACGUACUGCUGUCGACGAGCAAGGACUCGACUAUAUUCAAGCACGUGUUUAAGGAUGCCACUCGGCCAGCGGUAAAAGCCAAUCCACAAGGAGCCACCUUUAACUAUAAGGGGGAUUUAUUGUACGCGUACGAAAUUAAACUCAUUCCUCCGCCGCCUUCUUCGAGUUUGCUCAGUCAUGGAACGGCUCUGUUGGGUUCUCGUCAAAAAACGCCUUUAUCGGCGGACCAGUUUCAUCUAGCAAAAUCAAAUCUUUCCAACUUCUCAACUAAAACUAUCAGCGUGAACACAAAAGAUGUGACCAAAACGUCACUUUUAAAAGACUACCUUGCAUUUAAAGGAUGCGCGAAAGAGUACAUGCUAACUGGGGCUUCUUUGGCAGAAAUUUGCAGCCAUAAUGCGUCGGUGGCGAAAAAGUAUGGCAAAUCGAACGUAAGUUUCCUAUGGAACUUCAUAAGUCAAUUAUAUGCGUAUAGCUCGAUUGCUAGCAUGAAGCUCGAGCAGCGCAACUCUAACACGAGCCAACACCCCAGUACUCGUCUAAUGGCCCAGAACUCGAACCAAUCGAGUACGGGACGGAGUGACGAUCGAGCGUUGGGAAGUACGGGAAGCAACCCUAGUCUUUUCACAGCCAAUGCCGUUAACACGAACUGCACAGAUGAUUAUCUCGAGUUUCCAAGCAACAAAAGCAACCCUGGAAAUGAAACGUAUGGUUUGGGGCAGCUGCUGUCGGUAGACAUUGAACCAGACAAAUGCGAGUUCGUGUUUGGUGAGACGGAAUUAACGUUCGAUUCCGUGGACUGUAUAAAGGGGUUUCGCGACGGAUUUCUAUACACAGGACCGCACGAUUUGGUCAAGGAUUACACUUUUCCUUCAUCAAAUCUAAUGAAUGCCCACGAACUGCAUCACACCCAACCACGCAAGCAUCUGAUGGCUGACAAAUCUCAGGAAACGUCACCCCCGCCAAAUGCGACUCCAAAUUUUCUCAAAAUUUCCGACCAAAACCCUAGUCCCCCGAUCUGGGAACCUCAUCAGGUGUUGGCUGAUUGUUUAACAUUACAGACGGAAAUUGGAGAUGUGCAAACGUCGUCUUGUAUCUUGAUAGCGCUCGGAGAGCGGAGGCAUAGUUUGCAAAUCGAUGAAAGCUUUCAAGAGAACUGGCUGUUGUCGUACAUCGAGUUGCUCCACCGCCAUCAGCUGUGGAACGAAGCGACACAGGUAAUCAAUAUAAGCUGGAUUCGAUCGGUGUCGGAAAUGAAUCAACAAUCGACAACGAUGUACACAAACUGUGGUCAAUGCUCGAAACAGCUGCUGAAUGCGGUUGGCUGGUACUGCUCUAGAUGUAAGUCAGUCCAAAGUUCGAAAUGCAGUGUUUGUAAUGGAGUAGUCCGAGGGCUGUACGCUUGGUGCCAGGGAUGUUCGCAUGGAGGCCACGUGGAGCAUUUGAGACACUGGUUUGCCAAUAACUCUAAGUGUCCAAAGUGUGGUCACCUGUGUGAGUACGAAUGAAGAAACCAACCUUCCUACCAUUAUGUAACAUGCAACAAUAAAGAAUUUUCUGAAAAUCCAAUAAAAAAACACUCAGAGAUGUUUGUUACUUUUUGUAU
This is a messenger RNA of Anopheles nili, 2528 nucleotides long. It is a transcript of the gene Wdr24, whose product is annotated as GATOR complex protein WDR24. The record is from RefSeq and is a predicted model, not a curated record. Bases 1 to 2430 code for a protein of 809 amino acids. The transcript has 2 exons. NCBI's taxonomy places the organism in Eukaryota, Metazoa, Arthropoda, Insecta, Diptera, Culicidae. Gene Ontology annotation, molecular function: protein binding. Gene Ontology annotation, biological process: positive regulation of TOR signaling.